AUGGAAGGCGGCGCGUGGUGCGCUCGCGACAUAUCAUUGCGCGCGCAGAAGAAGUUCCUAUCCAGGGUAGGCGGAGCUGCCAGUGCUCGCUCGCUGGUCCUCGACGAGCACGCGGCUAAACUCCUUGAUCAGUUCCUCACAGUGCUCCGUGAGCGUGUAGAAAAGAGAGAGGCAGAGAAGCUUGUAAAGCAUGUGAUCAAAGCUGCGGUGAAGCUGGGUGUACUACGGCGUCAUGGACAACUGUCUGCGGCAGACGACCGCGCUCUUGCUGCUUUCCGUUCAAAGUUUCAUACGGUGUUGAUGGCAGUGGUUUCAUUCUGCGAGGUAGAUUUCUCCUAUGAUCGAGGCUUCCUUCAAGAUGCUCUCCGCGACUCCCACCAGUCACUAAAAUCGGUGGUAGAGCGACACCUAUCGGACAAAUCUGUCUCCAGGCUCGCUGGAGUAUUUGGGCUCGCUUCAAGAUCCGACCUCCUCGAUUCCCUGUUCGCGGGACAAAUUGAUGAGAACGUCCUCAAACUGACCAGGAUGCUUCGGAAAGAACUGGAUAGGGGGUUGCUAUAAUCCGAGAGAACGAGACCAAGUAUGCCGUCCUACUCUAAAACUAUGCGUAUCUACCAUCUCAAAUCGGUCUCAUAAUAGGAUCUUCGUCUUAUGCUAUGAUAAAUAAUGGGAUCACUUAAAUAUCGUCUUUACAAAUGAUGACGUCAUGAACUUUUAGAUGCAUGCUGUUGCACGUGUUACAUUGUAUCGCUUCAGGCAAUUCACUUGCACUGGCAUUGUAUCGGUUUUAGUUUUAUUUUUAAUGCUCUCUAAAGUCGAAAAUACGGUCGGGGAAAGGCCGACGAUGUUUAUACAACUGUCGAGACUGUUAUGAAUACUCAGUGCAUCGGUUUCGUUCUUUGCUCGUAUUUAUUGUGAGGUUUUGAACUUUGAUUGAUUACUGGUCUUCGUUACGCUCCAACUACACUUUGACGGUUUCGGCAUCUUCACAUAAACAAUGCAAUGCAUAUAAAAAUUAACUAAAAAACAUAAAUAUGCAAAUGUAUGUUUAUCAUACAAAGUUCAGAAUAAAAAUUUUGUCGGUUGUUUGGCGCAG
Messenger RNA from Pararge aegeria (speckled wood butterfly), 1096 nucleotides. It is a transcript of the gene sigmar, whose product is annotated as tumor necrosis factor, alpha-induced protein 8-like protein 2 A. The record is from RefSeq and is a predicted model, not a curated record. The transcript is spliced from 4 exons. Bases 1 to 561 code for a protein of 186 amino acids. Gene Ontology annotation, biological process: regulation of apoptotic process. NCBI's taxonomy places the organism in Eukaryota, Metazoa, Arthropoda, Insecta, Lepidoptera, Nymphalidae. Gene Ontology annotation, cellular component: cytoplasm.